UGAAAGAACCCAGCCGGCGUCUCUCGCAAUGGAGGCAGUCUCUUUUUCAGAGAGCUACCCAGCUGUGGAAAAUGAGCAUCUUCAAGAGACUCCGGAAUCCAACAAUAGCGUGUAUACUUCCUUCAUGAGGUCUCAUCGCUGCUAUGACCUGAUUCCCACAAGCUCAAAACUGGUUGUAUUUGAUACUUCCCUUCAGGUGAAGAAAGCUUUCUUUGCUUUGGUGACUAAUGGUGUCCGGGCUGCCCCUUUGUGGGAUAGUAAGAAGCAGAGUUUUGUGGGCAUGCUGACCAUCACUGAUUUCAUCAAUAUCCUGCACCGCUACUAUAAAUCAGCCUUGGUGCAGAUCUAUGAGCUGGAAGAACACAAGAUAGAAACUUGGAGAGAGGUGUACCUACAGGACUCCUUUAAACCACUUGUCUGCAUUUCUCCUAAUGCCAGCUUGUUUGAUGCUGUCUCUUCAUUAAUUCGAAACAAGAUCCACAGGCUGCCAGUUACUGACCCGGAAUCAGGCAACACCUUGUACAUCCUCACCCACAAGCGCAUCCUCAAGUUCCUCAAGUUAUUUAACCUGGCAGCAGAAAAGACCUACAACAACCUAGAUGUGUCGGUGACCAAAGCCCUGCAACAUCGAUCACAUUACUUUGAGGGUGUUCUCAAGUGCUACCUGCAUGAGACUCUGGAAACCAUCAUCAACAGGCUGGUAGAAGCAGAGGUUCACCGACUUGUAGUGGUGGAUGAGAAUGAUGUGGUCAAGGGGAUUGUAUCCCUGUCUGACAUCUUGCAGGCGCUGGUGCUCACAGGCGGAGAGAAGCCCUGAGCCGGGGGAAGGGGUGGUGCAGCACCAGGGCAUAUGCCCUACUCACUGCCUGCCCAAAGCUCUGGGAACCACAGAUGAGACCCUUAGAGAAUUGUGACUCUGUUCCCUGCCCAGGAGCCCCCUACCCUUCUACAUGGGAGGAGGGAUCGUGUAGGGGAGGAAGGAAAAUGGAUUUUUAGCUCUCCUUAUCCUCACCCUUGAGGAAAACUUUCAGCCUAGCCCAUCCUAGCCCCUUUCCUUUUAGACAUAGCCCCUUUUCUGGGUGACCUAUGGACUCUGUGAUCCUCAGGCAAAUCCUGAUCUCUAAGAGAUCCUCAGACCUCACCCAGCCUUUGCCUCUGUCCCUGACUCCACCCUAAGAUAAUAGGCACAACAGAACUCUGCAUAAAGAUGUUUUUAUUCAUCAUGUUUCAUGCUGUAUGGAGGAGGCUGAGUCCAUGUAGUGGCAUUUCUUCCUCUAAUGGGAGUGAGGAGGAUCAUGGGGAGGAGGGCCCUUGGCUUCCUGUGCUGUAUGCACAUGAAAGGAGAUGAGAGUUGCAGGGAGGGGGAGGGCAGAGUGGUUAGCUGAGGUUAUUGCUUUUCCUGGCAAACCUAAUUAAAAUGACAGGAGCCUCUUAAAAAAAAAA
Molecule: messenger RNA, 1443 nt
Organism: Cervus elaphus (red deer)
Lineage: Eukaryota; Metazoa; Chordata; Mammalia; Artiodactyla; Cervidae
Product: 5'-AMP-activated protein kinase subunit gamma-1-like
Exons: 1
Coding region: 29-817 (262 amino acids)
Source: RefSeq, a predicted model, not a curated record